This is a messenger RNA of Cinclus cinclus, 816 nucleotides long. RefSeq names its product keratin-associated protein 9-9-like. The record is from RefSeq and is a predicted model, not a curated record. The transcript has 3 exons. NCBI's taxonomy places the organism in Eukaryota, Metazoa, Chordata, Aves, Passeriformes, Cinclidae. The coding region runs from base 1 to 816 and encodes 271 amino acids.
AUGGUACAGACAAAUGCCAACAGAAGGAGAACUGUAGUCAAAACAUGUUCUGACUCUGAGAGUGUGUCCUGCAUCCAGGACUGUGAGAGUGUGUCCUGCACCCAGGACUCUGAGAGCCUGUCCUGCAUCCAGGACUGUGAGAGUGUGUCCUGCACCCAGGACUGUGAGAGCCUGUCCUGCACCCAGGACUGUGAGAGUGUGUCCUGCACCCAGGACUCUGAGAGCCUGUCCUGCAUCCAGGACUGUGAGAGUGUGUCCUGCAUCCAGGACUGUGAGAGUGACUCUGAGAGCCGGUCCUGCAUCCAGGACUCUGAGAGCUGGUCCUGCACCCAGGACUGUGAGAGCCUGUCCUGCACCCAGGACUGUGAGAGUGUGUCCUGCACCCAGGACUCUGAGAGCCGGUCCUGCAUCCAGGACUCUGAGAGCUGGUCCUGCAUCCAGGACUGUGAGAGCCUGUCCUGCAUCCAGGACUGUGAGAGUGUGUCCUGCAUCCAGGACUGUGAGAGCCUGUCCUGCAUCCAGGACUGUGAGAGUGUGUCCUGCAUCCAGGACUCUGAGAGCUGGUCCUGCAUCCAGGACUGUGAGAGCCUGUCCUGCAUCCAGGACUGUGAGAGCCUGUCCUGCACCCAGGACUCUGACAGCCUGUCCUGCAUCCAGGACUCUGAGAGUGUGUCCUGCAUCCAGGACUCUGAGAGCCUGUCCUGCAUCCAGGACUCUGAGAGCUGGUCCUGCUCCAAGCACAAUGGGAAAAGUGCUGAUUGUGUCCUUCUACUUCAGUGCCCAACAGGGCUGCAGGGACCGACGCUGUUUUCCUAA